This is a messenger RNA of Ilex paraguariensis (yerba mate), 1841 nucleotides long. The record is from the annotation of a GenBank genome assembly. NCBI's taxonomy places the organism in Eukaryota, Viridiplantae, Streptophyta, Magnoliopsida, Aquifoliales, Aquifoliaceae.
AUGCGUAAUUAUGGAUGGGGGUUGUUUGGGAGUUGUAGAGUCUUGUAUUGUCUUGCUGUUCAUCUCCUGAGUUAUGUUGGGUUUCAGGUUGGAGCUGUAAGGGACGCAUUUGUCAAUUAUUGGGUCCAUGGCAACAUGUUGACGAAGGAUGUAACAACCCAAAUAUUUACAAUCUUGAAGCAGCCAGAUCUCAAAUACCUCACUCAGGAUGACUUCAAACCAGUGCUUCGAGAACUUUUGGCAACUCAUCCGGGGUUGGAGUUCUUGCAGAGCACACCUGAAUUCCAAGAAAGAUAUGGCUUAAGGGAAGCCACCUCAUGCACAGAUUGUGCUCUAUCUAGAGCAUCCUACCUGGCACCACCUUGCGUUUCUUUGGUGUUUGUUUUAUUGCAUUGGGCAGCUGAAACUGUAAUAUACAGAAUAUUUUACUACGUGAAUAGAUCGGGUAAUGGUUGUCUUACCCUCAGGGAGCUGAAACGCGGAAACUUAAUUGUGGCAAUGCAAUAUGCAGAUGAAGAAGAGGACAUCAACAAAGUUUUGAGGUACUUCUCUUAUGAACACUUUUAUGUGAUAUAUUGCAAGUUUUGGGAGCUGGAUACCGAUCAUGAUUUUUUGAUCGAUAAAGAGAACCUUAUUAGAUAUGGUAAUCACGCACUGACCUACAGGAUUGUUGACCGAAUAUUUUCUCAGGUUCCAAGAAAGUUCACCAGUAAGGUUGAAGGAAAGAUGGGAUAUGAAGAUUUUGUUUACUUCAUAUUGUCAGAGGAGGAUAAAUCAUCUGAGCCUAGUCUUGAGUACUGGUUCAAGUGCAUAGAUCUGGAUGAAAAUGGAGUUAUUACAAGGAAUGAAAUGCAGUUUUUUUAUGAGGAGCAGUUGCAUAGAAUGGAGUGCAUGGCUCAGGAGCCUGUGCUUUUUGAGGAUAUUUUGUGUCAGAUAGUUGACAUGAUUGGACCAGAGAAUGAAAGCUAUUUUACGUUGAGUGACUUGAAGAGUAGCAAACUUUCGGGCAGCAUGUUCAAUGUUCUUUUUAACCUAAAUAAGUUUAUGGCCUUUGAAACACGAGAUCCUUUUCUAAUUCGUCAGGAGCGUGAGAACCCAACGUUGACAGAAUGGGAUCGCUUUGCACACAGGGAAUAUAUUAGGCUUUCAAUGGAGGAAGAUGCUGAAGAUGCCUCUAAUGGAAGUGCUGAUGUUUGGGAUGAAUCACUUGAGGCUCCCUUUUGAGUUCUAAUUGAGUUUUCUGAGAAUUCUUUGUUUCGAGCUGCCUACCAAGCAACAAGGCCACAAUUUUGCUGGAGAAGUGAUUGAAUGGGAUCAUCAAACAAUGUCGAACCCGGCGAAGAGGUGUUCUGGGUUCACAGAGUGAAAUUCAUUGAUCUGCAGAGCAUGCCAACCAUGUGAUGGUGGCCAUAAGUGCCAUGUUCGUGUGAAAGCUUUGAACUAGCAUAGUAAAGAGCUCGUCGACAGUGGGCUAAUUGGUGAUAGGUGAUUACUCAAAUCAGUUUAUGGUUACACAACUUUGUAGCAACUUGCCUCCUCAGCAGGAAGAAAUCAUUACUUUUAAGUAUUUCUUCUAGAGGUAAUGGUUAGGUACUGUUUUGACACAUCUUUCUCAGAAUGGUAUCAGUGUAGUUAAGUUGUUUUGGCGCUUUUUUGUAUUCUUUGCAAUUCAUACUUCAAUGGUGGUUAAUAUUCUAUUUCUGUCGGGAAUUUUUCUGUAUCUACUUUCUUCAGUUUGAAAUUUUUUAUGACGGCAUUUUUUUUUUCCUUUCUAAGAUUAGCUAUUUUAUUGCUUUCUGCUGAAGAAAUUGGAAAUCUAAUCUAAUGAUGACCAGCAUGAG